This is a messenger RNA of Notolabrus celidotus (New Zealand spotty), 2737 nucleotides long. RefSeq names its product neurogenic differentiation factor 2-like. Gene Ontology annotation, biological process: nervous system development; regulation of DNA-templated transcription. Gene Ontology annotation, molecular function: protein dimerization activity. The transcript has 2 exons. The record is from RefSeq and is a predicted model, not a curated record. NCBI's taxonomy places the organism in Eukaryota, Metazoa, Chordata, Actinopteri, Labriformes, Labridae. Bases 478 to 1548 code for a protein of 356 amino acids.
CGGGCAAAUCUCUCCGAAUGCGGGCGCAUGUCAAUCACCGGGCUCUCAUGUGAUGGCUCUUGCCGGUGACGUGCCAGCCAUAUGGGCGCUGGCAUCACAGCCUUAGCUGGUAUGUAACCUCGUCCCCGGUAGCUCACGGUUGCCACACGCGCACUCACACACACACACACACAAACAUACACACUCACACAUGCAUGCAUGCAUACAUGUACUUACUCUCUCACGCAUAUACACUCAGAGACGCCGAGACGCACGUUCGUUCACAAGCUACGCUCAUUGGAGUGCGCGUGCUGGGAAGAGAGGCACCCUAAAACAACUCGUGAGUGCCAGUGAAAGAAAGCCGCGCGCUGCUUGCACCCAUACACUGACAGGGAGCGUUGGUUCGCUCACUCGUGCGGUCCCAGAAGAUGGUCUGAAACUCGGGCGCGUUUUUUUUUUCCGCCCAUCCCCUGUCAAGAGCUCGUGCCGAGAGCCACCAUGUUGACGAGGCUUUUCAGUGACCCCUCGCUGCUUCCCGAUGUGCAGAAAUACUCCAGCUGGGCGGAGGACAGCGAAGAAGAGGACGGAAAAGUUAAAGAUGAGGACCAAGAUACGCAGGACGGAAUGGACGAGUCUGAUAUGAUGGGAGACAGCAGGACGCACUCCGAGCACGCAGGAGAGGAUGAUGACGAAGACGACAUGGAGGAAGAUGAUGAUGGAGAGGAUACAGAGGGUGAUAGGCCCAAGAAGAGGGGCCCAAAGAAGCGCAAAAUGACCCCGGCCCGGAUGGAGAGAUCCAAGAUGCGGCGGACAAAGGCCAACGCACGGGAGCGGACCCGCAUGCAUGACCUAAACUCUGCGCUCGACAAUCUGCGUAAAGUGGUGCCCUGCUACUCCAAAACACAGAAACUCUCCAAAAUCGAGACUCUGAGGUUGGCCAAAAACUAUAUCUGGGCCCUUUCGGAGAUACUGCGCUCCGGAAAAAGGCCUGAUGUUGUGGCCUACGUCCAGACCCUUUGCAAGGGACUCUCCCAGCCCACGACUAACCUCGUAGCGGGAUGCCUGCAGCUGAACUCCCGUAACUUCCUAACCGAGCAGCAGUGUCAGGAAGGCGGGAGGUAUGGGUCCGGUUCCUUCUCGAUGCAUUCCUACCCCUACCAGUGCGCACGUCUCUCCAGCCCCCACUGCCAGCCGGGCUCGAACUCGCUCCCGCUGAGGACGCACGGCUACAACUCGGCCUACGACUCUCUGUACGGUGGGAGCGGAUCCCCGGAGUAUAACAGCCCCGAAUACGAGGGGCCUCUCAGCCCGCCUCUCUGCGUCAACGGGAACUUUUCCCUGAAGCACCAAGGCGCUGCGUCCCCCGACAACGAGAAGGGGUAUCACUACUCUAUGCAUUACUCCGGCCUGCCGGGCUCCAGAGCCAGCGGGGGCCACAACCUGGUGUUCGGUUCUUCUGGAUCCCGGAGCGGCAUUCACUCUGAAAACGUCCUGCCUUACCACGACAUGCACUUACACCACGAACGGGCCCCUGUGUACGACGAACUGAACGCGUUUUUUCACAAUUAGAGAACCAGAAGCCUGAUGUGCGUCUCUUGCAAUCAUCAAUGAAUCACGGCACCAUUUUGAAAAUUCGAAAUUAUGCAGAGACGUUUCACUCGUUGCCAUCAGUGUUUUCCUUUAAUUUAAUCCGUGUCAUUUUUUCGUUUUGCUAUAGUCAGCGAUGUAGUGGAGGGUAAUCCAUCAAAACAGUAUUCUCAACAAAUGUUCCCAGCUUUUUUUAGGGAGAAAUAAUCCUGUAAGAGAAAAUGUGAUAAGCAAAUCUUACCAACACCUACGAUGAAAAAAGAGUUUUAAACUAUCAGUGUUUUUAAAGUGUGAUAUGUGUUUGUAUCGGUGGUUAUUCGCAUUUUUAAGACCAGGAGUCAAAGUUUACCCACUUACUUAUUAACCACUACAUCACUGGCUGCAGCUCCACUUUGACAUUGGCGGAGGUUUUCUGAUAAUGUGAAAAAAAGAAUCAAUGAGCAAGCUAAAAAAAGAAAUCACAUAUUCUUAUUCUCUCCCUUGUAUGUGCGAGAUUUGGGAGGUUUAGUAAAUGAUGCAAUCUAAAGAAAUGCAGAGUGAAAGGCUGAGCUGAAAUGUGCUCGUUGGGUUGUUCUAGAAGAAUCUGUUCUCCGGCAAAUCAAUCGUUUCGCAUCUAUGCAAAACCCAACGAGAGAGAGAGAGAGAGAGAGCACAGCGCGAGGCAACAAGGCCCGAAAGACUUUCAUCAGCACUGUGGCUGCACGCACGGCUGCGCGCGCGCACACACACUUGCACACACACAUACACAUGCACACGCACACACUUUGGAAUUAACACCCAACGAAUCUGACAAUGCUGGGCUGCCAAAAUGGUUUAAUUUCCCCCAGAAAUCAUGAAAACAAAAUAAAAUCAGACAUUCUCAUGUUCCUUUUUUAAUUCUUAUUUAUUCAUCUUAUUCUAACUGAGCCACUGCACAGUACUUUGAGUUCAAAUGCAUUUUGGUUCAAUAUUUCGUUUUGAUUUGAAAUGUUGAAUAGUUAUAUCAUCAUCAUUAUUAUUAUUACCAUCAUCAUUAUUAUUAUUGCACGUAUUUAUUGUGUUGUUUUGUAAUUAAUGUUAAUAGUCAAUGGAAAUGAAGGGAUCCCAUGUGUUGCUGAGCAUUUUUUUUUCAUAUAAUUCAAGUCUUUCAACUUUGUAUUAAACCAACUGUGUGGUAAAAUAAAAAUGACAU